AAUUAUGAAUUUGAGAGAGGGAGACUAUAUGCGUGUAAAUUUCGUUAUGAUUUCACGCGAAAUUUUCGUUUGAUUGCCUCUAAACAAGUUUUGUGACCAAGAUAAACUCAUGCCGAAAUACGGCACCAAGACAUACAGCCGUAAUCGCGCUAAAGAAUCAAAACUUUCCAAGGAAUUUGAUGAGAUUCAACAGAGUGAGAAUUCGGAUGCGAACGUUACAUUAGGGCAGAAGACGUUCUCAAGAGGGAAGUCCAGGAAGUCUCCGUGGGCUAGAACAAGUAGAAUAAUCGAAAGCAAUGCUGGUCUGAUAAAGGCAGGGAAUAUCGAUGCAUCAAAGACAAGCAAACGGCGAAGAUUAGGCACGAUCGAUGAGAAAGACCCGUAUGCUUUCGACGAAGAUGACGUGACGAUUUCACACUCACAGAAGAGUGCUCUGCAAAGUAACGCUAUCGUACCAGAGAAACAAGCGAUCGCGCCAGAAGUUACCGAUAAAAGUACUGAUGAUGAAGCUUAUAGCAGCUCUCAAGAAUUUAGUGAAAAUUCAUCCCAAGGAGGCGAGAAGAGGGGCACUUAUACUUACAGAAAGAAGCUCAGUUCGUCACCUUUUAAGAGUUUUCUGAAGAAUAAUGACAAGUCUCUAUCACCAAAGAAAGACAAAUUAAGAAGACUCUCGGCCUUGCCCACAAGUGCUGAUUUUAGUGAAGAGUCACAGGAUGAAGUACCCUCAGAUGCCCCAAGUCUUGCUCCAGCUGUGUGUCUACCACAGAAAAAAGAUACUGAUUCUCCAAGUGCAAUCAGAGUUAAAAGAACUGAUAAACCACUUUUCACAGUAGUGAGGAAUGUCAAACAAGUCCAUGAAUGUCUAGAGUCAGGAGAAGACCAGCAGUUUUUUGAUGAUGUAGAGUACCUUCUGGAUGGUCUCAAUGAGACUCGUUCAAUUUCCACCCGCUGUGUCAGUGCUCUGGAUUUUGCAUCACACUGUGCUCAACCCUCUUUCAGAGUGAACCUUCGGGCCCAUGGCAUGGGACCUAAAAUAUUUUCAGCUCUUCAAGAUGCACCUUCAGAUAAGUGCUUGGCGCUUUGUACAUCAGCGAUUACCUUGAUGUUAUCUCAGGAUCGUCAAAAUGCUGACUUGGACAGAUCUGUUCUUG
This is a messenger RNA of Pocillopora damicornis (cauliflower coral), 1151 nucleotides long. Its product is annotated as wings apart-like protein homolog. The record is from RefSeq and is a predicted model, not a curated record. NCBI's taxonomy places the organism in Eukaryota, Metazoa, Cnidaria, Anthozoa, Scleractinia, Pocilloporidae.